AUGACAGAAAUUGUCACUAUUAACACAAGCGUCCUUUUAUUCGAUCUUGACGGUACAUUGGUCGAUUCCACUGCUGCUGUUGAAAAGACUUGGGAAAACCAAGUGAAUCAACACAAUCAAGAGUUUCCAGACAAAUUUAUUGAUUUACCUACAUUGUUGAAUGUCUCCCAUGGAUCACGUACUGUUGAAACAUUUGCUGCUUAUUUCCCGGAAUUAAAAACUGACAGAGAUUCUGUGUAUGCAUGGGAAAUGGGUAUUGUGCAAAAUUAUGGACAUUUGGGUAAAGCAAUCAAUGGUUCAGUACAAACUUUAAUCACAUUGAAUGAAAAAAAUAAUCCAUGGGCUAUUGUUACAUCAGCCAACCCUAAAUUAGCUGGGUUUUGGUUGGACAAGUUGUUUCAUGGUGUCAAGAAACCCGAUGUUUUUAUAACUGCAAGUGAUGUAAGUAAAGGCAAACCAGACCCUGAAGGAUAUUGUACAGCAUUUGAAAGAUUGAAAAAAGUUUAUAAUUUGAAUGGGUCUGCUAAGGGAGUUGUAUUUGAGGAUGCACCUGCUGGUAUUAAGGCUGGUGUUAAUGGUGGUUUCACAGUUGUGGGCAUAGCUAGCACUUUUCCAAAAGAAGUCUUGUUACAAGCCGGCGCCACUUAUGUUGUUGAAGAUUUUACCAAAGUUAAAAUCGACCAAUCAGGGGAAGCAGUUAAACUAGUUUUAGAAACUCUUUAG
Messenger RNA from Candida albicans SC5314, 723 nucleotides. RefSeq names its product 2-deoxyglucose-6-phosphatase (gene DOG1). The coding region runs from base 1 to 723 and encodes 240 amino acids. The transcript has a single exon. The record is from RefSeq and is a predicted model, not a curated record. Gene Ontology annotation, molecular function: 2-deoxyglucose-6-phosphatase activity; beta-phosphoglucomutase activity. NCBI's taxonomy places the organism in Eukaryota, Fungi, Ascomycota, Pichiomycetes, Serinales, Debaryomycetaceae.